Molecule: messenger RNA, 417 nt
Organism: Parascedosporium putredinis
Lineage: Eukaryota; Fungi; Ascomycota; Sordariomycetes; Microascales; Microascaceae
Source: the annotation of a GenBank genome assembly
AUGGCCAGCCCGCCCGUUGCCUUCAACCGCCUCAAGCAAAUCGCCAAUGAUGCUUGCCAAAACGCCAUUGGCUCGGCCGAAUACUAUGAUCAUUCCAAGACAGAGGAGUGGAACUCGACCAUCAUCAACUCUAUCCUAAAGGCCGUCAUCGCCGAGUCCACCACCGGCGGCGCCUCCCGCCUACAACUCAACAAGCCCAAGGGCACCGCCGCCCAGGAUGAGGAGCCCCAGGUGACGACGAGCGCGGAGGAGCCUAAGAGCACCGAUAACAAGCCCCAUGUCGGCAGGAGGGGUAUGCACAGCGCUACCGGUGCCUUCUGGGACGAGAAGAGGGACGGCAUGUGGAGCUUCAAGUACGACGGCGGCGAGGGCAAGGGCAUGGACGUCGUCGUCAUGCUCAUCUGGAUCGGCAUCUAA